AUGAUGUUUCCUGGGCUCCUCGCGCCCCCCGCGGGGUACCCGAGCCUCCUGCGGCCCACGCCCACCUUGACGCUGCCCCGGUCCCUCCAGUCGGCGUUUUCCGGCCACUCGAGCUUCCUAGUGGAGGAUCUGAUCCGCAUCAGCCGGCCCCCCGCCUACCUGCCCCGCAGCGGGCCGGCCGCCAGCCUGUCGCCCCCCAGGCAGGGGCCCCCCGCGGCCGCCGCCGACACCGGGGCCUCCGACCCGGGCUCCCCAGGCACCCCGGGCACCCCGGGCACGGGCAGCCGGCGCGGCAGCUCUCCUCAGACCGCCCUCUCCCGGGCCAGCGAGCCCACGUUUUUGAAGUUUGGGGUGAACGCCAUCCUCUCCUCGGCGCCCAGAACAGAAACCGCCCCCGCCCUGCUCCCGAGCCUGCCUCCCAAGACGUUCGCCUUUCCCUACUUCGAAGGCUCCUUCCAGCCCUUCAUCAGAUCCUCGUAUUUCCCAGCGUCCUCCGGCGUUGUGCCCAUCCCGGGCACGUUCUCGUGGCCGCUGGCCGCCCGUGGGAAGCCACGCCGCGGGAUGCUGCGCCGGGCCGUGUUCUCCGACGUGCAGCGCAAGGCGCUGGAGAAGAUGUUCCAGAAGCAGAAGUACAUCAGCAAGCCGGACCGCAAGAAGCUGGCAGCCAAGCUGGGCCUGAAGGACUCGCAGGUGAAAAUCUGGUUCCAGAACCGGCGCAUGAAGUGGCGAAACUCCAAGGAGCGCGAGCUCCUGUCCAGCGGGGGCUGCCGCGAGCAGACGCUGCCCACCAAACUCAAUCCGCACCCGGACCUCAGCGACGUGGGCCAGAAGGGCCGCGCGGGCGACGAGGAAGAGGACCAGUGCCCCGGCAGCCCCCGGCCGCUCCCGCUCCCAGCCUUCGGGGCGACCCCCGAGCCCCGGCACCCGCGGGAUCCCCGGCUCCCAGGGCCGCUGCCCGCCUCGCCCGCACGCUCGGGCAGCCCCGGAAAACCUUCGGACUUCUCCGACUCGGAGGACGAGGGCGAGGAGGAGGAUGGCGCGGAGGAGGAGGAUGAGGAGGAGGAGGAGGAAAUCACCGUGUCCUAGACCCCUGCAGGCCUCCGUGCGGUCCGCAAGGGCCCGGCCCUCCGUGUCCGGUCCGGAGACCUUUCAUCACCCCACCCCGCUUCCCAGCAGCCCUCUCCACGGCUUCC
Messenger RNA from Heterocephalus glaber (naked mole-rat), 1193 nucleotides. It is a transcript of the gene Dbx1, whose product is annotated as developing brain homeobox 1. NCBI's taxonomy places the organism in Eukaryota, Metazoa, Chordata, Mammalia, Rodentia, Bathyergidae. Gene Ontology annotation, biological process: regulation of transcription by RNA polymerase II; cell differentiation in spinal cord. The record is from RefSeq and is a predicted model, not a curated record. Gene Ontology annotation, molecular function: DNA binding; DNA-binding transcription factor activity, RNA polymerase II-specific.